Molecule: messenger RNA, 1103 nt
Organism: Etheostoma spectabile (orangethroat darter)
Lineage: Eukaryota; Metazoa; Chordata; Actinopteri; Perciformes; Percidae
Gene: haus1
Product: HAUS augmin-like complex, subunit 1
Exons: 9
Coding region: 197-1018 (273 amino acids)
Biological process (GO): centrosome cycle; spindle assembly
Cellular component (GO): cytosol; HAUS complex
Source: RefSeq, a predicted model, not a curated record
UAUGACAUUGCCUUGUAACCCGGAAGUUAAUAGAAUUAUUUUGGGUGGCGCGAAAACAGCUGAAAGCUAAAAUUGUUGUUGUUUUUGUUAAUGGCUGAGAAAGCACCCAGAGCCACAGAGCCAUUUCUCUAGCACUCUGGGACCCCCGAAAAGUUGUAGGAAGCUAGUUGUUGUGGCUGCUGCCUUCCCAGUCGCCAUGUGUGAAAAGAUAAAGAAGGUGAACAGCUGGCUCAGCGCGGUGUUUGGAGAUCAGCCGGUGCCACACUUUGAGGUCAACACCAGGACUGUGGACAUCCUGUACCAGCUGGCACAGUCCAGUGAAGCCCGGUGCAGGGACACAGCUCUCCUCACAGAAGACCUCAAGCAGAAAGCAUCAGAGUAUCAGGCUGAGGGUGCUCAUCUCCGUGAUGUUCUUUUACAAGGUGUAGGUCUGUCCUGUGCAAGCUUGUCAAAGCCUGCUGCCGACUACUUGUCUGCUUUAGUGGACACUGCAAUGGUACUUGGAGUCAGAGACACAUCACUGGGCAGCUUUAUGCCAGCAAUGAACAACCUCACCAACGAACUGCUGGAAAAAGAGAAGUCCAACAGGAGACUUGAGAGGGAACUCAGGGCCCUCAGAGAGAGACUUGGUGUGACUCUGGUGCUGCGGAGCAGUUUACAAGAGGAUAUCAACAAAACUAUCAAAUCGCAGUCAGUGGAGAGUGCCAAAGCGGAGGAGAGACUGCUCAACAUGGAUUUUGUGACGGCAAAGACUAAAGACCUCAGCAGCAGACGGGAGAGGGCAGAGGCUCAACUUGCAUCCAGGAACAUGGACAAGUCUAUCACCCACCAGGCUAUUGUGCAGCUUUCUGAGGAAGUCACCGCACUGAAACAAGAAAUAAUCCCUUUGAAAAAGAAACUGGAGCCUUACAUGGACUUAAGCCCGAGCCCAUCUCUUGCUCAAGUGAAAAUAGAAGAGGCAAAAAGAGAAUUGGCUGCAAUUGAUUCCCAACUUGAGAUGAAUAUGGAUUUCAAGUGAAGAUGUUUGUAAUGUUAAAAUGUUAUCUGUGUUGAACUGUAAAUUAUCUGUGUUUGAAGAAGAGUUAAGUAAUUGUUUGUAUGUA